AUGCUUCUCAUUGGCGCUGGAGUCGGUGUUGCCCCUUUCCGUGGAUUCGUCCAGCGACGUUUGAAGUCUGCGAACUGUGCCAACAAGGUGUGGGUUCUUCAAGGGAUCCGUGACUCAUUGCUCGAUGAACUCUACUCCGGUGAAUGGGGUGUGCAUGAAGAAACAGUGAAGAAGGUCGUCCAGAGCCGGAGCGGUGAGGGCAGAUAUGUGCAGGAAGAGGUGCGCAACCAAGCUGAUCUUGUAUGGUUCGUCAUCAAUUCGCUUGAUGGACGCGUUUUCGUCUGCGGGAGCAGUAAGGGUAUGGGCGAAGGCGUUGAGGCUGCGUUGGUAGAUGUUGCUAUGGCCAAGGGAAAUCUCAAUCGCGAAGAAGCGCAGCAUUUCUGGCAAGGCAAGAAGGAUGCGGGCCAAUAUAUCGCGGAAACGUGGUAA
This is a messenger RNA of Blastomyces gilchristii SLH14081, 429 nucleotides long. RefSeq lists its product as uncharacterized. NCBI's taxonomy places the organism in Eukaryota, Fungi, Ascomycota, Eurotiomycetes, Onygenales, Ajellomycetaceae. The transcript is spliced from 2 exons. Gene Ontology annotation, cellular component: cytosol. The coding region runs from base 1 to 429 and encodes 142 amino acids. Gene Ontology annotation, biological process: homocysteine metabolic process. Gene Ontology annotation, molecular function: FMN binding; [methionine synthase] reductase (NADPH) activity; flavin adenine dinucleotide binding. The record is from RefSeq and is a predicted model, not a curated record.